Molecule: messenger RNA, 5321 nt
Organism: Oncorhynchus mykiss (rainbow trout)
Lineage: Eukaryota; Metazoa; Chordata; Actinopteri; Salmoniformes; Salmonidae
Product: sentrin-specific protease 7
Biological process (GO): protein desumoylation; proteolysis
Cellular component (GO): nucleus; cytoplasm
Molecular function (GO): SUMO-specific endopeptidase activity
Source: RefSeq, a predicted model, not a curated record
UAUAAAAAUCUUUGGUUUAAGUGCCUUCAAAAAUAUGCCAUUAUUAUUUAUCUCUAUAGGCGCUAAAGCGGCUAGAUCGUACACUUCCGGAAACACCAGGAUGUUCUUCUGUCCAGGAAAAGCGUGAAAAUAUCUACAACCUGUGCGAACAACGCAACGUGUAGCUAUUUAGAAUUUUAUAGGCGUUCCAGUUAAUCAGCGAGAUGAUUUGGAGUGUAUGGUAGCUGUUUACAUUGCCCUUAUCCUCGCUAUUUGGUCACGUUUGUGUAUGUUGCACUAACUCGCUGUAUUAUUGAAGCUUGUUGGCUGCGUCACCAUCGCUGCCUGGAUUGGUCACAGGAGGCCCUGGAGAAGGAGUGGCCUGAGGUCAAGCCCUAAAGCACCAGAGCCUGGUCAUGAUGGACCAUAAGAGAGCACUCACCAUUUCACUGGCCGUUGACAAGGUGGAUAACUCUCAAAUGGGAAGUCCACUAAAAAUUCCCAAGAUCCUUCUUUCUUCAGAGUUGAGAUGUGGGAAUGAAGAGUCACAGUGGGUCAGUACCUCUACCUCAAUUCCUCCAACAGAUUCACUGGACCCAGAUUGCUGGAAAUGGAAUCAAACUCCAAAAGUCUUGUCAGCAGAAUGGAUCCAUCUCUUUGGAUCACGGCCAAGCGGCUUUAGCCCAAGCGGCAAUGAACUGCACGCAGCUCCAGUUGGUCCUCACGGACGUCCUGAAGACGGAACAGGGACAGGUCUACCUAGACAGGAAGAUGCGUGGCAAGAUGACAGGAACUGGAGAGAGGAAGAGAGAGUCACCGAUGGGGAGCGGGCAAAGGAGGGUGUCUCAGUGUAGCAGAGAGGGGAGGGAGGAUUGUAGAGAUUUUAUAGCACACACAAAGAGACCCCAUGACCACCCCACUCCCACCUCGACCCCGACCCGCAAGGAGAGGAGGUCACACCACAGAGGGGGGUCAGAGGAAGACGAGGAGGUGAAGGAACUUUUAAUAGGAGAGGAAAACAUCAAAGACCAGAGAUGCAACAGUAGUAUGUCAGGGAGGCAUAGUUCACAGGAACCCCUGGAGGAGGUGACCUUUACUGAGGGGGACAUGCACCAGGAAAAGACUUACCCACAAUCCACCAGGACUAGGAAGGCAGAUUCAGGUUCAAGCGAAUCCACACAUGUUGAGAGGGAGAGUUGGAGGAGGGAGUCUGGGCUCUACAGUAAUGGACAGGUGAAGGAUGGAGGGAUGAAUGAUGGAGUGGCAGAGGGCUUGACCACAGAUGCCUCCAGGAGCUCCAGAGGGAGCGUGCUGCGCCUCUCCAGGGAGGCCAGAGGCGGGGGAGGACUGCCCCCCAAACAGCUGUGUCUGGGGGGGACGGGGGGCAUAGACACUAAUGUAGCAUCCAUAGAAGUAGAGGUGGACCCCUCAAACUUUGAUGGGACCCCGAUGGUAGUCACUGUGGGGGAAGACAGGGAAGUUGCCAGCUCCUCUAACCCCAGCUGUGGAGGGGUUAAGGAGAGGAGAGGAACCCUGUCCUCCAGCCAGGAUAGGACGCCCAAACUCAGUCCUGUUGAACCCAUCGUUCUCUCCAGUGAUGAGGAGGUAGUCACCCCGUCCCACAGUUCAGUCCUCUGGCCUCAGACUAGUGAGUGUGAGUCCCAGAGAAACCAUGCUCAGGAAGACAACGUGGUGGAAGAGACAGACUUUCAGGUGAUGCCUGCGGUGGUGACAGGGUCUGGGGUGGCCAGUUUCCCCAGCACCGAGGACUCUGAGGGUAUGGCCCUACCCUUCUCUGCCCUGCACUGUGGGGGGGUCCGAGGGGAGUCCAGCGGAAACCUCAUGAUCACAAACCACAGAAUCAUCAUACCAAUUAAAGGCCAGGUAGAUGUGAUGGUGACUGUGGAGCGCUGUCAGCUGUGGAAGUACAGCAUCUGGGACAGGGAGGAGCUACAGGAGAGAGGGCUGGGGUGUGAGGUCAAGAGAGAGAUGGGGCAGCCUCCCCCCGCCCUCCUCCUCUACGUGUCAGACGCCCAGGCAGUCGCCGUUCAAGAAGACCUGAGGGAGCUGUCAAUCAAACAGGCCUUAGAACCACCCGCUGGCCAGGCCAGUCCCUUCCUCCUGCUGACUCUGCAUGCCCCUCUGGAGGGGGUGGAAGGGGCUCUACUUCGCUCCAUCCUCGACAUCAUCUGUCUCAACAACGUCGACGCUGCAUGUCUCUGGGGGAACGCUCCCAUCAACGAGGCGGUGGACCUCCACAGUCCCCUCCUGUCAUUGGAUGACAGUCUGGCGCUGAUCGGUAGAACCGGACUAGACCACCAGCUGCUCUCCCUACUGGGACAGAACAAUGCCGAGCCUGUCACAGAACCCGACCAGGACAGAGACACACCUGGGCCAAAUCUGGACACUGUGGAGGGAGAGUCACAGACACCACCGGAGACAGAGGUACAGGCAGAGGAGGAGCAGAGGGAGGCAGAGAGCGUACCCCUCGCUGAGGAGAGUCCAGUCCAGCCCAGACCCGUGUACACAGUGUGUCACAGCAGAACCAGAGGCUCCUACUCUGUGUUCCUGGGCCCGAAGCCAGGCUCCAACUGGACCCGAUACAAGCACCAGGGCCCCACACGCAGGUUGAUCCAGUUUCCUCCACCGCCUUCCAAAGGAGGGAUCGCCGUGACAACAGAAGAUCUGGAGUGCCUUGACAACGGCCAGUUUCUGAAUGAUGUCAUCAUCGACUUCUACCUCAAGUAUCUGCUUCUGGAGAGGGUUCCGCAGGAUGUGGCUGAUCGCGCUCACGUCUUCAGCAGCUUCUUCUACAGGCAGCUCACUCGCCGAGACAAUGCCAGUGAGGACAGUACCAGCGUCUCAGCACAGCGGAGGCGGCAUCAGCGGGUGAAGACAUGGACACGACAUGUGGACAUCUUCCAGAAAGACUUCCUGUUUGUGCCUGUCAAUCAGGAAGCCCACUGGUACCUGGUGGUGAUCUGCUUCCCUGGCCUGGAGGAGCCUCAGUGUGAGGAGGGGAGCAGCCCAGCCUCGCUGAGGGGAACAGGGGGAGAGAAGCCAGACGAGGCCCAGGCUGAAGAGGAGGCCUCUGGGUCCAAAAAGCUAAAUGGCAUCAGUGAAGUCACCCCUGAAUCAAUUAGCACUGACAACCAGGACAAACUGACAGUUACAGUUUCAAAUGGUGUGGUACAGAGUGAAUCAGUACUCCAGCCACCUCCUGGUCCUCUGGACUGCACUGAGAAGACCUGUCACAGAGAGACCAUCUGUAAACGACCCUGUAUUCUCAUCAUGAACUCCCUCAAGUUUUCCCUCCAUGAGCGCGUCUUCAAACUCUUACGGGAGUACCUGCAGUCGGAGUGGGAGCUGCGUCGGGGCUCUGUGCGCGAGUUCAGUUCUGAGCAGAUGCAAGGCUCCCACUGUAAGGUCCCCCUACAGGACAACAGCAGCGACUGCGGCCUCUACCUGCUGCAAUACGUGGAAAGCUUCCUGCAGGACCCUGUGGUGCACUUUGAACUCCCCCUGUGCCUAGAACGCUGGUUCCCACGGCAACAGGUGAGGAGGAAACGAGACGAGAUCAGGGACCUGGUGCUACACCUGUACAGACACCAGAGGGGCACCGUGGGGAGUAUAGGAAAUAUGGGAAAUGUAGUCAGUUAGGGCUUGGGGCUUGAUGGGUAAUAUUAUGGCUGUGAACACACCAGUAUCCCAAUAUUUUUUCCAUGGCAAAAAUGAAAACACGAAGCAGAACAAACUCUUUGGUCCUUUAAAAACCUGCUGUAUGUAAAAUAUUGUGUGCUAUAGCUUGGAAAAUAAAUACAUGUGACUCUGGGUGACAACAUAAGGAUGUUUGUUUCCAACAUUAGGACUGUUUUCCUAAAGAAGUUAAAUCUGCUUUGUGUUUUGUUUCUUUGACAUGAUACUAACGAGUGUCGCGGUACUGGUAUUAUCUUGGCCCUAGGUAGUAUAGGAAACGUGGGAAAUGUAGUCGGGCACGGUAAGCACCUUGGCUGCAUUCCAAACACUUAACAGACACACCCUCUCCCCUCAGCCCUCAAAUUAAGUGGACACUUCUGAUGACGGGUCAUGACGUCUGGCGAGUUUACACUUGCAGGGCGAGGGAGGAAGGAAUGAUUUUUAAAUGGAGCGCCCUUGCCCGGAAGUUUGUCACUCGUUUGUCCCACAACAAUUGUGUUUUCAGCCACCAGUGGCUUGUGGGUGCUUUAUAUGAGCUACAGUCAAUUCUGAUUUUAUGUCUACUUAUAUUAACUAUAUAAUUAUUCAUAUACGUCUACUGUAUGAUAGCUAGCAAACUAAUUAGCUAACUAAGGUUAGCCUGCCAAGCUGGAACUUCUGAACUUUUUAUUUCUACAAUUUCCAAAAACGAACCAAACAAAAACAUCAUUACUUUUAUGAGACGUGUUUGUGCAUUAGUAGCACAAUUUAACUUAUUUACAUUUGUUUUUACUCCCACUUGUAUGUUGACUUCUCCAUAUUGAUGUUGAGGUUUUAAGUUUUGGCUGAGUUUUCUUAGCGGAAGUGCAAUCAUCGCAAAUUGAAUUAUGGGGCAUUACAGGCCCGAAGUGAACAUAAUUGUACACUUGCAAACUCAAUUAAAAACAAGGGCUGAUGGGGCUUACGUUUUGAACUUCCCUUGUUUGGCUAAUCGUUUGGAGCGAAGGCCAAGAUGGUGACUGGGAUUCCCCCGAGGGCAUAAGACAAGGGUAAGUGGAGGAAGGUGUUUCUUUUGUGAGUUUGAAACGCAGCCCUUGAGAUUCUGCUCAUGCAACCAGUACAUUUACAUUUCAGCCUGAUAUAUUAAAAUAUUAUUUAAGCUUUUGUAGUUGUAUCACUGGCCAGCUGGCCACCAUUCAAAUUACAUGCAGAUGUCUCAUGUCAACCUGUAAAUUGUCACUAACGUCAAAGGCUGUUGCAUUAAUGAUUUAAAUCUCUCCGGGGAUGAAUAUGAAGGACUCCCUACAGCAGCUGUAGAGUGUCUCUUUCGGUGCUUGUUUUAAGCAGAGGCAUUAAAGGGGCCUUCCACUGAAAUUCAACAGUUUAAACGGGUUCUUCUUUACUUUUUCAGUGUAACAUCUCUUUAGAAAGUCUGUCCCCUCUGCACCUUAUAGAUGGGCCCUACAUCCCACCACUAUAGCCUCGUUUAACAUGAGAUCAGACUGAACAGUCUCGCAGUCUCGUGUUUUACUAUUUAUUUCUCCCCUAGGUGAUUUUAUUGUAACUUAUGUCAGUUAGAUUUUUACAUGUGGAUUUUGUUUCUAAAAUGUACAUUUUGAUGAAUGUGUUUAUAAUAUAAAAUGUAAUAAAUACAUUUGUAGUCUGAA